UAUGUGCGUUCGUGCCCUUCCUUGGUUGAGACACGUCAUGGUUUCACUCCGGUUUCUCCAGGUCAGACGAGGUAUUAAAAUAGCUGCACGGUGCGGUUUUCCCUAGUGUUCCUGUUCUCCCUAAAACAGAGAAGCCGUCGGAGGAAAAUUUGGGCCGUUUUUUUUAGUAAAAUAGGAGAAUUCGUAGACGAGUGGACACCCAUACAUUAUGACUAUCCAGUGGACGAUCGUUGCGACUUUUCUCUACGCAGAAAUCGGCGUGUGUGUUCUCCUGUGCAUACCAUUCAUAUCUGCCAGAAGAUGGCAGAAGAUUUUCAAAUCAGCCCUGCUGAACUGGUUUGUACAACAUGGCAACCUGUACUUCAACGUGCUGAUAGCCAUCCUUCUGCUGCUGUUUGGAGAUGGUAUCCGUGAGUCCCUGAAGUACGGGGACUUGAAGGAUGAGGAGGGUGCAGAGGGAGCGCUGCGUCCCGCCAGUCACAUGAACAUCAUGAUGCAUCUGUUCCGUGCACAGAGGAACCUGUACAUGUCGGGGUUCGCUCUGUUCCUCAUUAUCGUGCUGCGUCGUCUGGUGACAGUGAUCUCCAACACCGCCACCCUGGAGGCCAAGUCUGAGGCGUUUGAGAAGCAGGCCAAGAGUGCUACUGAUGCUGCCGAGAAACUGCUGGAGGAGAAUGAGAAACUGAAGAAGGAGGGUCCAGGUGCAGAGAAUGAUGCUGAGCUGGAGAAGCUGAGAGACAAGGUUGCCAACAAGAACAAGGAACUGGAUGAGGCAAAAGACAAGCUGCUCCAUUUGGAAGCUGACCUACAGGCAGUGAAGAAACAGGCCCAGGGCGUCAACACUGAGUAUGACCGACUCCUCAAAGAACACAGCAAGCUUCAGGAGGAACUUGAGGCUGCUAAGGGAGGCGAUGGAGACAAAAAGGACGACUAGAGAAAAGUGCACUUUUUACGGACCAUCGAGUAGUCCUGUAGUCAAGAUGUCUUAUAGCCAUCUAAGAAAGGGAUUCUAGCAAUGCAGUCAGAUUUGUGUGAUGACUUAAGAUGAUUAUUUGGAAGAAACAUAAAAGAUGGUAGAAACUAUAAUUCAGAAGGUGCAAGUAUAGCACUUCAUAUGUAUCAGUUUGUGACUUCACAAAGUAUUUUGAUGUUAAUGCAGAUUAUUAUUUGUGGUAGGAAUUUGUUUAUGUGGUUAUUCUGCAGUACUUUUAUGUUAUGUAUAUUAUUAAGUAUACUUGUAUGAUGCAAGUAGAUGGUGGAUAUAUUUUGCAUAUGGCUUGUGGAUAUAUUUUUGCACCAGUUGACCACCUGUUACCCCUACUCUUCUCGAUAAAUGUUUUGGGUUCCUUUACCCACAAAGGUUUGACACCUGAAGCUCCCCAUGCACAAGGCAGCCAGCUUUACAUCACCAUCCUUUGUUAGUUUUCAAUAUGUACACAAAGACUUAGAGAUGUACACCUAUCUAUUGUAGGUUGAAUAUUAUAACAAGUACCUUAUGUAGUCUGUAACUCUCUCAAACUCUCCAGAACUUUAUGGGUCCCUUCUAGUGGCCAGGCUGGUGGCAGGGCUGCUAUAGGAGUGUGAUCAGGCUAGGCCUGAUGUAUCGGAAUUCAAUGCAGAAAAUGUAAGAUGUGGGUUUUACGAUUUUUUUUGUACCAGUGUAUCAUCAUAUAAUUUUGUAGCGCUGAUAACUUUGUAAUUGCUGUUGCUUGAUCAUAUAAGGCUUUGAGAACUUGUUCAGUAAAUGCUGCAGUAAAAUCAUAAAUGGAUCUUGACUUGU
Molecule: messenger RNA, 1780 nt
Organism: Branchiostoma belcheri (Belcher's lancelet)
Lineage: Eukaryota; Metazoa; Chordata; Leptocardii; Amphioxiformes; Branchiostomatidae
Product: B-cell receptor-associated protein 31-like
Exons: 8
Coding region: 209-934 (241 amino acids)
Biological process (GO): intracellular protein transport; endoplasmic reticulum to Golgi vesicle-mediated transport
Cellular component (GO): endoplasmic reticulum membrane; endoplasmic reticulum
Source: RefSeq, a predicted model, not a curated record